CUAUCUCUUAUAGACAUGGAGCAGUCGGUCAUUGAGGAUGUAGUCGCCAAUAUGGGUUUUACUAUACCCCAGUUGACCACCUGCUGCUGUGGCUGUUCUUUGCGGACUGGGACGAAGAUCAUCGGCUGGCUCAGCCUGAUAUGUGGCAUCUUGAUGGUCAUACUGAUGGGAACCAGCUUGACAGCGUUGUAUUACUUAGAAGAUCACCCAGAGAAGACACCUUCCCCAGAGUCAAAAGAAAUCCUAGAUCAUUUGCCUGCGUUGAAGGCUCUGGCUAUGUUUCUGAUUGUCGUUCACAUCCUGACUUGCGGUCUGGCCUUCAUUCUGCUUUUGGGAGCCUAUCAGAACAAAGCUAAGUUUGUGCUGAUCUGGGUGGUUGUCUCGCUGACUGCUGAAAUAAUGGAACAGGCUCUCAACUUAGCCCAAACACUGACAGUGAGCCAGGGCGGAAUCUUCUACUUCAAUUUCAUUUAUUUCGUGAUCGAUCUGUAUUUCAUCCUGGUCGUGUACAGUUUCUACAGGGAGAUCAAGAACGUCUCCACUUAUCCGUAGAUGUGAACCAAGUGUAACCUGCCUCAAACAUUGCAUUUUGUCUAUCUUAUUAAGGAUUUGAUUAAUUUAGUAUAAAAAUAUGUAAAAUCUGAAAAGUAUUUGUAUAAUAUCAUGUCAGUUAGUUUUCACUGAUGAUGAUUGUUAUUUUAACAUUGUAACUGAGAAGAGGAAGUACAAUUAAGUAUAUUUUUGUAACUUAGAUAUAAAAUAAUUUUAAGGCUGAUUAAAACUGUCGACUUAAUCAGCAUUGUACAGUAACUGUGUGUUUGAUAAUUUCGUUUGUAUUGUUACCGAGAAGAAAAUAAAAUCUUGUUUGGUAGAA
Messenger RNA from Macrosteles quadrilineatus (aster leafhopper), 874 nucleotides. RefSeq lists its product as uncharacterized. The transcript has 6 exons. The coding region runs from base 16 to 552 and encodes 178 amino acids. Lineage: Eukaryota; Metazoa; Arthropoda; Insecta; Hemiptera; Cicadellidae. The record is from RefSeq and is a predicted model, not a curated record.